Messenger RNA from Laetiporus sulphureus 93-53, 231 nucleotides. RefSeq lists its product as uncharacterized. The transcript has a single exon. The annotation marks the transcript as partial. NCBI's taxonomy places the organism in Eukaryota, Fungi, Basidiomycota, Agaricomycetes, Polyporales, Laetiporaceae. The record is from RefSeq and is a predicted model, not a curated record.
AUGACCACGAAUCCCGGCGGCCCCAUCGAGCUCAUUUUCGCCUCCUGGAUCGAGCAGGGCAUCCAAAACACCUACGAAGCCACCAUUCAGAGCGACUUGAACGCCGCGCUUGAUCUGUUCCUUGCGACCAACGCCAGUAUCACAGCGAACGGCAAAGCCACGACGCGCCAGCAGUACGUGGCGCUGCUUCAAGGCGAGAAGACCAACGAGCUCACUGCGACUGUAAAGUUC